Spinacia oleracea (spinach) is the source of this 1162-nucleotide messenger RNA. RefSeq lists its product as uncharacterized. The coding region runs from base 53 to 799 and encodes 248 amino acids. The record is from RefSeq and is a predicted model, not a curated record. Gene Ontology annotation, biological process: rRNA 5'-end processing. The transcript has 6 exons. Lineage: Eukaryota; Viridiplantae; Streptophyta; Magnoliopsida; Caryophyllales; Amaranthaceae.
GCAAAAGCUUCUGAAGUCCAUAGCCAAAUUUCAUUCACUUUAACACUUUUCAAUGGUAACACUGCAACAACCAUCACCCUUCAAACUCCAACCUUCCCUCCAACUUCAAAUCCCAUUUUUCCCAUUUCCAUCAAAUUUCGCUAAUUGUCAAACUAAAAUCACCAAUGUUUCGAUAUCUUGUCUGAAAAUACCCUGUAAUUCUCAUAAUUUCAAUGGAGCAAGAAUAAGAAGUUCAGUGCCCUUAACGAAUGAAAUUCCCCCAAAUGCCCUUCGUAGGAAGGAGGACCCACUUUGGAGGUGUGGCUUUAGCUUAGGGGUUGAUUUGGGAUUGUCUCAUACUGGUCUUGCCCUUAGCAAAGGCUUCUCUUUUCGCCCCUUAACUGUGUUGAAUUUGAGAGGAGAGAAGCUUGAGCUUAGUCUUAUUGAUAUUGCAGAAAAGGAGGAAGUAGAUGAAUUUAUAGUAGGGUUGCCUAAGUCAAGUGAUGGGAAGGAGACCCCUCAAUCCAAUAAAGUUCGUAGUGUUGCAGGAAGACUAGCAGUUAGGGCUGCUGAGAGAGGCUGGAGGGUAUAUUUACAGGAUGAAUAUGGCACAUCAGUCGAAGCAAUGGAUCGAAUGAUCAAUACGGGUGUCAACAAGUCUGCACGUCAUGGAAAAAUCGAUGCCUAUGCUGCAAUGAUGGUGCUGGAAAGAUAUUUCUCAAAGUCUGGUGAAGAAACUGAACUUGUAUGGCCAAAACAGGUGGAAUUACAAGAAAAGAUUCGAAAGGGUCCGCCAGAAGAUGAUGAUUUCUUCUCUUGAAUGAUAGCAUAUCAUGAAGGCUAACCAAUUUGACGAGCAGACUCAUACAGUCAUACCCACCACCAUCUGUGUUGAAGUCGGAGAGGAGAAGAGAGAUCUAUCCAGAAAUUCAGGUUCAUUGGUUCUGAUUAUUUUUCAGCAAUGAAGGAUGCAUAUUUUGCCUCAGCCUUCUUUUGUAUUCUUCCAUAGAGCACAAGGUUAUAAGUUCGCGCCUUAGCUUUCUUUAAAGCAUUUCAUGAUACAGUUAGCUCUUUAUUUCUAGUGACAAAAGCUGAUACUUCAUCAUAAGUAAGUUCACAUGAUCAAUGUAUGUAAUUAACAAGGUUUUGCUGUUAAUAACUUAAUAUUCCAUGUUACACAUCC